AUGUCGUCGCCGCCUCCGUUUUUGCCCACGAGUCGGUCACCCACCAACCAUAUGUUCAAUGGAACGCAGUAUUCCACAAUAAAUGGCGGAGAGUUCUACAACGUGGGCCGUGACCUUGUUCGAAAUUUUCAUACUACGGUCGCCAGCUCACAUAAAACUCUAUGGGAUGCAAUUGCUGGCGUUGGAGCUUCCUACAAUUCCGAUCUGCAGUUUGCUCGCGGCAACUGUCUCCCUGGAACCCGAGAAGCAGUUCUACGAGAUAUCUAUGAGUGGAGUGCCUCCGGAAGUGAUUCUCCACCUGUAUGCUGGCUUUCGGGAACUGUGGGUGUAGGAAAGUCGGCCAUUGCGCUGACAGUUGCCAAGUCAUGUGCCGAAAACAACCGACUCGCAGCCUCUUUUUUCUUCUUCAGAUUCGACCCCAAGCGCAACAACCCUUCCUUCCUCAUGUUGACAAUUGCACAUGGUCUUGUUACCGUGAUUCCAUCGCUACGCCCUAUCAUUCAUGACAAGAUCGCCGCCGAUCCCAGGAUCUUGGAAGCCACUUUGGAAGAUCAAUUCAGAGAACUCAUUGUCUUACCGUUAUUGAAUGUCUCCCCGUCAUUGAUUGUCCAUCCAUCAUUGACUGGCCCACCGUCAUCGAUUGUCCAUCCAUUAUUGACCGGCCCACCGUCAUUGAAUGUCUCACUUCCAUUGACGAUCUCCCCUUCAUUGAACAGCUCACUAUCAUUGAUCGGCUCAAUGGCAUGCUGGAUACAGAGAUGGUGGAGACAUGUGCCAGAACAACCAUUACCUCAGUUGGUGCCUCAGUUGGUGCAAGAACAACCAUCAUUGCCUCAGUCGGUUCAUAAACAUCCCAAUCUCGUCAUUAUUGAUGGCCUGGACGAGUGCAACGACGGUGACACCCAGUUGCGGCUCAUCUCUAUACUAAUGUCUGCCUAUCAACAAUCCCCUCAUCUCCCCCUGCGACUUCUGAUCUGUAGCCGCCCCGAAUCAUGGAUUCGAGAGGCCUUCGAUCUUCCAAACAAUUGUAUCCUCACUAAACACAUAAAGUUGGAUGAUUCUUAUUUACCGAACAAAGAUAUCGAACAGUACUUCCGCAGCGAGUUCGCCAAUAUUCGCACCAACACCAAAUACAAACAGGUCGAAUUUCCGAACCCGUGGCCUUCCGAAGCUGACAUUCAGCGUUUGGUUGAGAAUGCUUCAGCCCAAUUCAUUUAUGCGACGACUGCGAUGAAGGUUGUGAAAGCGGAAUUUUUCAACCCUAUUAAACAACUUCGCAUAAUCCUUGAUCAUCCAUCUAAUCGAAUCUCCUCAAAAUCUCCGUUCCCCGAGCUCGACAACCUCUAUCAUAUAAUACUUUCUACCAAUCCUGAACAAGACACACUUCUCUCUAUCCUCAGCGCAAUUCUUCUACUGCCAGGUACGGCUAAAAACCCGGAGUUUAUUGAGUUAUUGCUUGGAUUCUCCCCUGGAGAAGUAGACCUUUCGUUGCGAGGAAUGCACUCAGUGCUCAAAAUCUGUGGCCCAAAGUAUAAUAUUCAGGUUUACCAUACCUCUUUCACUGAUUACCUCUGCACCAAGUCUUGA
Marasmius oreades (fairy-ring Marasmius) is the source of this 1587-nucleotide messenger RNA. RefSeq lists its product as uncharacterized. The transcript is spliced from 2 exons. The coding region runs from base 1 to 1587 and encodes 528 amino acids. The record is from RefSeq and is a predicted model, not a curated record. Lineage: Eukaryota; Fungi; Basidiomycota; Agaricomycetes; Agaricales; Marasmiaceae.